Delphinapterus leucas (beluga whale) is the source of this 4974-nucleotide messenger RNA. It is a transcript of the gene LRRC32, whose product is annotated as leucine rich repeat containing 32. Gene Ontology annotation, molecular function: protein binding. Lineage: Eukaryota; Metazoa; Chordata; Mammalia; Artiodactyla; Monodontidae. The record is from RefSeq and is a predicted model, not a curated record.
CUUCCCCAGCCUGCACAGUGUAAGAUGGUUCCCAGAGGAGAGUGAGGCCCCUCUGCCCUGGGGGCACUUCCCAUGGUGGUGGUGGUGCAGGGCGGGGGGGUGGUAAAGGGGAGGGAACCACGGAGUGAUGAAGUGCUCGGUGCCAAUAUAUAGCCCAGACUUGGGAAACCAGAGAAGGCUUCUUGGAGGAGGUGACAUCUAGGCUGAGAACCAAAGGAUGAGGAGGUAUUCAGCACAAGAUAGGGGAGGAAGUGAGGGUUUGGGGCAGUGAAAAGAUGCUCAGAGAACUGAAGGAAAUAUGAGGCUUCCAGAACACAGAGUGGGAGAAGGGACAGUGAGAAAUGAAGCUGGAGAGAAGAGCUGGCUGGGCAGGGAGCACUCCCCAAGGGCCUCGAAGCCCCGCUGAGGGGUUUCCACUCAGUUCUGAGUACACUAGCAUUCAAAAGGGUGGUGAUGUUCUGCUUUUUAAACAGCAGAACAAAAUUUCCUGUGAAAACCCAACCUGUAAUGCAGGUGAGAGGAGGACAUCUGUGGGGCAGGGGGUCCAUGGCCCCGGGGGAACCCAGGGAACAGGGCUUAAAAGACACGGCUCGGCUCGGGCCUUUGCCUGUUUGAACCAGAAAGGACCUCAGAGCACCCACCUUCAUUUAAAAUUCAUAGCAAGGAUGUUUAUGGGUUCUAACAGUAAAGACUCAGCCAUAAAGGUUCUAUAAAUGCCCCUUCCAAAACAUCCCUCAGAGUCACAAUUCAGCACUUAUUUAUUGAUCACCUGCAGGAGACCUUAUAGUGUAGAGGUUAAGGGCACAGACCCAGGAGCCCGACUUCCUGGGCCUGCCACUUGUUAGCUGUGUGACCUUGGGCACGUUGCUUAAUUUCUCUGAGCCUCAGUUUUCCUGUAUGCACAGUAGGAAUGGUGAUCAUGGAACCAAGUCGUUGAAUUAUUGGAAAGAUUAAAUGAGUUCAUACAUGUAAAGUGUCAAGAAGAGUGCCUGGUGCAUAAUGAGGGCUCUGUAAGUGGCAUAGAAUAUGUCUCAUUUGAUCUUUAACAAAACUUCAAGGUUGGCAUUAGCCUCAGAAGAGGAAACUGAGGCUCAGAGAGGUGAAGUGACUUGUACAAAGUCACACAGCAGGUAAGUGGAGGAGACAGAGGGAGCAGUCUGGUGUGGGUGACUGGGUCCAGUGCUCUUGGAGGGCAUUAUGUGUCUCUCCUUGUUAAUGUUUUGUAUGUAUUAUGGUCUCUUCUGUGCCUUUAUUUGUGUCCCCAGUUCCCAGGACAGAACCAGACAAGAGGAGGCAUUCAGUAAAGAGCCAUGAGCCACCGGAUCCUGCUGCUUCUGGCCGUGCUGACCCUGGGCCUGGCUACCUCCCAACACCGAGACAAGGUGCCCUGUAAGAAGGUGGACAAGGAAGUCUUGUGCCGGGGCCUUGGCCUACUCCAGGUCCCCUCGGUGCUCCCACGGGACAUUGAGGUCCUCGACCUGUCUGGGAACCAGCUGCGGAGCAUCCUGGCCUCGCCCCUGGGCUUCUACACAGCGCUUCUUCACCUGGACCUGAGCGCCAACGAGAUUAGCUUCCUCCAGCCAGGGGUCUUCCAGGCCCUGCCCCACCUGGAGCACCUCAACCUGGCCCACAACCGCCUGGCGGUGGGCACGGCGCUGAGCACUGGGGGUCUGGGUCCCCUGCCACACCUGACGUCCCUGGACCUGUCUGGCAACAGCCUGUACAGUGGCCUGGCGGAGCGGCUGCUGGCGGAGGCGCCCGCCCUGCGCAGCCUCUCGCUGGCGGAGAACAGCCUGACGCGCCUGGGCCGCCACACCUUCUGGGGCACGCCCGCGCUCGAGCGGCUGGACCUUCACAGCAACGUGCUGAUGGACAUCGAGGACGGAGCCUUCGAGGCCCUGCCCCACCUGGCACACCUCAACCUCUCCAGGAACUCCCUCACCUGCAUCUCCGACUUCAGCCUCCAGCAGCUGCGGGUCCUAGACCUGAGCUGCAACAGUAUUGAGGCCUUUCAGACAGCCCCGGAGCCCCGGGCCCAGUAUCAGCUCGCCUGGCUCGACCUGCGGGAGAACAAACUGCUCCACUUCCCUGACCUGGCCGCACUUCCGAGACUCAUUUACCUGAACGUGUCUAACAACCUCAUCCGCCUCCCUGCGGGGCCGCCCCAGGGCGGCGAGGGCCUUCACGCGCCUUCCGAGGGCUGGUCCGCCUUGCCCUUCUCUAACCCCGGCCGCAACGCCAGCACCCAGCCGCAGUCUCAGCUCUUGAAUCUGGAUCUGAGCUACAAUGAGAUUGAGCUCGUCCCCGAGGGCUUUCUUGAGCACCUGACUUCCCUGCGCUUCCUGAACCUCAGCCGGAACUGCUUGCGGGCCUUUGAGGCCCGGCGCGUGGGCUCCCUGCCUUGCCUCGCACUCCUGGACAUGAGCCACAAUGCGCUGGAGACGCUGGAGCUGGGUGCCAGGGCCCUGGGGUCUCUGCAGACGCUGCUCCUACAGGACAACGCCCUGCGGGACCUGCCCCCGUACACCUUCGCUGGCCUGGCCAGCCUGCAGAGGCUCAACCUGCAGGGGAACCGGGUCAGCCCCUGCGGGGGCCCAGGUGAGCCUGGACCCGCAGGCUGUGUGGCCUUCUCUGGCGUCUCCUCCCUCCGCGUCCUGAACCUGGCGGACAAUGAGAUGGAGACGCUCCGGGCAGGUGCCUUCCUCCACACUCCGCUGACUGAGCUGGACCUCUCCGCCAACCCUGGGCUGGAUGUGGCCACAGGGGCCUUGGCGGGCCUGGAGGGCUCCCUGGAGGUGCUGGCCUUGCAGGGCAACGGGCUGGCCGUCCUGCAGGUGGACCUGCCCUGCUUCAGCUGCCUCAAGCGGCUCAAUCUGGCAGAGAACCGCCUGAGCCGCCUGCCUACCUGGACGCAGGCUGUGUCCUUGGAGGUGCUGGACCUAAGGAACAACAGCUUCAGCCUCCUGCCGGGCAGUGCCAUGGGCGGCCUGGAGACCAGCCUGCGGCGCCUCUACCUGCAGGGGAACCCCCUCAGCUGCUGCGGCAACGGCUGGCUGGCGGCCCAGCUGCACCAGGGCCGUGUGGACGUGGACGCCACCCAGGACCUGAUCUGCCGCUUCGGCUCCCAGGAGGAGGUGUCCCUGAGUCACGUGCGUCCUGAGGACUGUGAGAAGGGGGGGCUCAAGAACGCCAACCUCAUCAUCAUCCUCGCCUCCGCCCUGGUGUGUGCCGCCCUUCUCGCCACGCUGGCCACCUGCUGCUGUGUCCGCCGACAGAAGUUCAACCAACAGUACAAAGCCUAGAGAGGCUGGGGGCUACAGACCAGCUCUGUCGGGGGACCCUGCCAGGUCAGCGGGGGAGCCAGAGGCACGAAGAAGGGUGGGGACUGACCCAAGAUUACCCAGUGAGCCAGGAUCCAAGAACCCUGGUCUCUCAGUCCCAGCCCAGGGCUCCUUUCCCUGUAUCCUGCUGCAUCAGUAGUGACUCACUUCACAGGGCACACGUGUGGUCCAGCUGCGGAAGCUGGAAGAUGGGCAGCUUGCAGGAGUGACAGAGUGUAAGGAUGACCCAUCGGAUCAACACAUCUUCACCAGGCGCCUGUUUUGUGCCACACCCUGCCCUGGGCACUGGGGACGCCAGGGAAUGAGACACAUCCCUGCCCUCAGCAUCGCCCAGUCUGGGUGGGGAGGUGGUUGCAGUGACCACACAGAGUGUGGAAGCCAGGGCUCCAAAGCUCUGCAGCCCCAGCUGGCUGAGUGUGGAUGGUCCUGCCCCUGCUGGGCCAGGGUAAGAGAGAGGCAAUGCCGACCAAGAGGAUUUGUCUGAGAGGUGUCCAAGCAGACUGUUCGUCACAUCUUCUGAUAAUGACUUCCAGCUUCCCUGGAACAUAAAAUGCUUGUGACCGGAAGUGAGCUGGAGCCACUUGAGUAAGGCUUGGAUCCAGUGCUAUUAGGCGGGCUGCGGCAGCUCCAGCAGGGCCUGGUUAAGAGGUGGUCUCCCUGGGCUCCAGCCCAGCACUGGACCAUUCCGUUUCCUGCUCCGGGCAGGCUCUUUCCCUACCUGGCACUCUCGUGUUGCACACACCGGCCAAGAUACUGCCCUAGCCCCCCUACUCCCUGCCCAGGCCCCCUGCUCCAUCCCAGUCUCACCCUGGCUGGUGAGCCAGGAGUAAGAACCUUAGGUAUCUGUUUCUGUUUUGCACCACACUUGGCAGUGGUGACAAACCCAAGCCUGCACCUGCCUCUUUAUGACAACCCUCUGAGGUUGGUAUUUUAUCCCAUUUUACAAGAGGCUCCAAAAGUCUCCCUCCAGGGACCUCCAGCUAAGAAAUGCCAGAACUGAGCUCCAGACUCACAUCCUCCUGAGUCCAGAGCCUGAGCUUGGCCACUGCAGGGGCUGCAGGCUGUUAGGCGGACAGGAACAAGGCCCGGGAGCGUCCUGUGCCGUGCACACCCACCCGCUCCUCUCCCUCCUCUCUCCCAGGCGGGCAGAGAGAAGAUGGGCAGCCACAGGCCCUCUCCUCCUUCUGUGCCUCAUUUUCCCUUCUUCCCUCAUUUGCAGACUAGGCGGGCUCUCCUUUUUCUCUUCUUGCUCUUGCGUACCCUCCUUCCCUCUCCCUCCUUUGAGCAUAGCCUGGACUUUGAAACCAUUGAGUCCAACCUCCCUGUUGCACAGAUAGGGAGGCUAAGACUGAGGAAGAGAAUGGGACUUGCUCAGAGCUGCACAGGUCAGUGGCAGAGCCUGUGAAACAAGGUGGAUUCAGACCUUAUUGAGGGGGUGUGGGGGGGGUGCUUGGUGGUUGGACUUGAAUGGUUUCCUUCUCUCUCAGCUGUCACAUCACAAGGUGAUGCUGGCUCCAAACUCUCUUACUAGUCCUCAUCAUGCAGGGACUUUUUUUUCCCCUAGAAAAAUGGAUAGAAAAAUCCCAUCCAGGGGCUUCCCUGGUGGCUCAGUGGUUGAGAGUCAGCCUGCCAA